AUGUCGGCUCGUCGACCCUCAAACCCUUUCACUAAAAACCAAGACGCUCCGGGCUAUUAUGACGACCAAGUCUCGUCCGACGAGCGUGCUCAGCUCCGCUCGCUCGCACAGCACAUGCGCAAGCUCAGCAUGAGCAACAGUGCCAUUUCCGACGAUAGCACUGACCUCGCCUCCUGGAGAAAGUCCAACCCCGCACCGUCUGGAAGCGGAAGCAAUGGCGCCCUCACACCUCGCGCCGAAGGCCGUCCUCGUCCUGUCGCAACCGAUGACACUACACAAGCAGCCUCUGCCACCGCCGUCCCUGGCGCCCUCGAGCCCAGCGGCGGCCCCAAAUACACUCCUCAUAGUGGAAACCUUCCCGGUCCCGACAAAGCCUACGGUGAGGAUCAAGACAAGGCGACGCUCCUUUCUGGUAGUCUCGGUAAGAGCUCUUCUAUGCUCAACAACGGUAAAGGCCAUGGUGGCAGUGGCAGUGGCAGUGCUGAUGACGACAAACACCGCGUCAUGCAGCGCGCGCGUGGCGUUGUACGCACCUACAGUAUGGGCCAGCAGAAGCGUCGCCCUCAAAGAAUGAAUGACGAUCCCGUCAUCCUCUCUCGUCGGAUGAGCCAUGACGCCGUUCAGGAGGCUCCACGUCGCUUCAUUGUCGAUGUUGAAGAGACCAUGCGCCUCGUCCUCGAACAGGAAGACACCGAUGGCAACUUUCAAAUUUGCAUCACCGAUAGCGGCCCCAAGGUGCUCACUCUAGGCACCGCCACCAGCAAUGGCUACAAAGGUUUCGACAUUCGCGGCACAUACAUGCUUUCCAAUCUUCUUCAAGAACUCGCUCUCGCUCGCGAGCAUGGCCGCAAGCGUAUCGUGCUUGACGAAUCUCGUCUCACCGAAAACCCCGUCGAUCGGCUCUCGCGCAUGAUCAGCCAGACCUUUUGGCACAAUCUCACGCGUCGUAUCGACGGUGACGGUCUUGACGCAAUCCUCUCUGACCCCAAGAAUCGCAGCAAAUCGCAGAACCCUCGUAUCUAUGUUCCCGCCUCCGAGACAGAGAUGCUCCACUAUUACCAAAAGGUGGCGCAGGAGCGUCCUUCCCUCAACCUCACCGUAGAAUCUCUACCUGCCAACAUCACUGCCGAAUACACCCGCGACCUCAACGAUCGCCCCGGUCUGCUUGCGCUCGCCAUGCGCGACGACAUUGACCCCACCACUGGCGAGAAGAAGGGUCUCAAGGGCAUUCCAUUCGUCGUGCCUGGUGCCCGCUUCAACGAACUCUACAACUGGGACAGCUACUUUAUCUCUCUCGGUCUCGUCGUAGACAACAUGAUCGAUCUUGCCAAGGGCACUGUCGACCACUUCAUCUUUGAGAUCAAGCACUAUGGUAAGAUCCUCAACGGCAACCGCACCUACUACCUGAUGCGAGCGCAGCCUCCCUUCCUCACCGACAUGGCUCUUCAGGUCUAUUCGCGACUUGACCCUGCAAAUGAGACCGACAAUAAGGAAUGGCUGCGCAAUGCGAUCCAAGCCGCUAUCAAGGAAUACCACACCGUCUGGAUGAGCAGACCGCGAUUCGACGAAAAAACCUGGCUCAGCCGUUAUCGACCUGAGGGUCUUGGCGUGCCACCCGAGACCGAAGCCUCUCACUUUACUCACAUUCUCCGCCCCUACGCCGCCAAACACGGCUGCAGUGUCAAUGAGUUUACGCGCAAGUACAACCACGGCGAGAUCCAGGAGCCUGAGCUCGACACCUACUUUAUGCACGAUCGUGCUGUUCGCGAGUCGGGCCACGAUACCACGUACCGAUUCGAGCACAAGUGCGCCGACCUGGCCACCAUUGACCUCAACGCGCUUCUCUACAAGUACGAGAUCGACAUCGCCACCGCCAUCCGUGAGGUCUUUGACGACCGCCUCGAGCUCGAAGACGACUUUCUCCUCCACGGUCCUUUACCUCCUUCGCUUCUCAAAAACGGACAGGGACCUGCGCAGCCAUCACGCUCCAUUGAAACUCCACAGACGAGCGCAGAAUGGUUCGCACGUGCCGCUCACCGCAAAGCGCAGGUGGACAAGUACCUCUGGAACGACGGCAUGGGUCUGUACUUUGACUACGACACGCGACUCGAGGAACCCAUCGUGUACGAGAGUGUCACCUCCUUCUGGGCCAUGUGGGCCGGUAUGUCGAGCGAAGAUCAAGCUGCCAAGCUGGUGCACAAGUCGCUCAAACGUUUCGAGGAGCAAGGCGGUCUCGUCUCGGGUACCGAAGACUCGCGCGGCAAGAUCUCGAUCGAUCGACCCAAUCGACAGUGGGACUGGCCUUACGCCUGGCCGCCACACAACGUGCUCGCAUGGGUUGGUCUCGAACGCUAUGGUUAUCUCGAGGAGGCACGUCGACUCGCCUACCGAUGGCUCUAUAUGAUGACGCUCGCCUUUGUCGACUUCAACGGUACCGUCCCUGAAAAGUUCGACGCGGUCAACCUCUCGCACAUGGUUGAUGCUGAGUAUGGCAACCAGGGUAUCGACUUCAAGUGCGUUCCUCGUGAAGGUUUCGGUUGGAUGAAUUCAAGUUUCCAGGUCGGCCUCACCUUCCUCACCACCCACCAGCGUCGUGCUGUGGCAGCGCUGCAACAUCCAGAUGAAUUUUUCAACGUCCGUCGUCACUAG
Molecule: messenger RNA, 2649 nt
Organism: Mycosarcoma maydis (corn smut)
Lineage: Eukaryota; Fungi; Basidiomycota; Ustilaginomycetes; Ustilaginales
Product: putative Neutral trehalase
Exons: 1
Coding region: 1-2649 (882 amino acids)
Biological process (GO): trehalose catabolic process
Cellular component (GO): cytoplasm
Molecular function (GO): alpha,alpha-trehalase activity; calcium ion binding
Source: RefSeq, a predicted model, not a curated record